Messenger RNA from Malaclemys terrapin pileata, 1212 nucleotides. RefSeq names its product squalene synthase-like. NCBI's taxonomy places the organism in Eukaryota, Metazoa, Chordata, Testudines, Emydidae. Gene Ontology annotation, biological process: cholesterol biosynthetic process; farnesyl diphosphate metabolic process. The record is from RefSeq and is a predicted model, not a curated record. The transcript has 6 exons. Gene Ontology annotation, cellular component: endoplasmic reticulum membrane. The coding region runs from base 16 to 1014 and encodes 332 amino acids. Gene Ontology annotation, molecular function: squalene synthase [NAD(P)H] activity.
ACUGUAGAAGAUGAUAUGACCAUCAGUUUAGAAACCAAGGUCCCAAUGUUGCAUGAUUUCCACUCCUAUCUAUAUCAGCCAGACUGGAGAUACAUAGAGAGCAAGGAGAAGUAUAAGCAAGUGCUUGAGGACUUCCCAACGAUCUCCUUGGAGUUCAGGAACCUGGCAAAGGUGUAUCAAGAUGUGAUUGCAGAUAUUUGUCACAAGAUGGGAGCUGGUAUGGCAGAGUUCUUGCAAAAGAAGGUUAAUUCCCUACAAGAGUGGGAUGGGUAUUGUCACUACGUUGUUGGGCUGGUGGGCAUUGGCCUUUCCCGUCUGUUCUCUGUGCUGGAGCUAGAAGACCCUAUCAUAGGACAGGACACAGAGCUUGCAAAUUCCAUGGGUGUCUUCAUUGAGAAAACCAUCAUCAUCCGUGAUUAUCUGGAGGACCAGUUGGCAGGAAGAGAAUUCUGGCCCAGAGAGGUUUGGAGCAGGUAUGCCAAGAAGCUGUCGGAUCUCGCCAAGCCAGAGAACAUUGACAUGGCCAUCCAGUGUAUGAAUGAACUGAUCACAAAUGCAUUGCACCACGUCCCCGAUGUCCUCACCUACUUAUCUAGACUGAAAACCCAAAGUGUCUUCAACUUCUGCGCUAUUCCGCAAGUGAUGGCCAUCGCCACUCUGGCGGCCUGUUACAAUAACAAACAGGUGUUUAGGGGGGUGGUGAAGAUUCGGAAAGGACAAGCUGUCACUUUAAUGAUGGAUGCCACAAACAUACAGGCUGUCAAGUCUAUAAUGUACCAGUAUGUGGAAGAGAUCUACCGGAAGAUCCCAAGCACAGACCCGUCUUCUAACAAGACCCGGCAGAUCAUUGUCUCUAUCCAGACAAUAUGUUUGCCCAACAGCACGGUGGUCUACCGUAACCAUUACUCCCCCAUCUACCUCUCAUGCGCCAUGCUUCUGGCAGCGCUGAGCUGGCAGUAUCUGAGUGCGAUGUCAGAGGCGUUGGAGGAGGACGUACAGGCCAAUGAGAACUGAGGGUUGGUUGGGUGAAGGCAGUGGUUGGGUAAUGUUGGGAACGGGUUCAUGUCUCUUUCCUAUUGGGUCUGCUGCCCUGUGGGAUUCCAAACUGGCUUGGGCCCUUGAAGCUGUGAAUGGAAAUCUGCUGGUUGACCUGCAGCUAUUGGGCGUAUUGCAGCCACUAGCUCGUAGCUGGCAGCCGGAGUCAGAUGUUUU